This is a messenger RNA of Homo sapiens (human), 18135 nucleotides long. It is a transcript of the gene ZNF26, whose product is annotated as zinc finger protein 26. Lineage: Eukaryota; Metazoa; Chordata; Mammalia; Primates; Hominidae. Gene Ontology annotation, biological process: regulation of DNA-templated transcription. The transcript is spliced from 4 exons. The coding region runs from base 787 to 2514 and encodes 575 amino acids. The record is from RefSeq and is a predicted model, not a curated record. Gene Ontology annotation, cellular component: nucleus.
GAUUGCAGGUGAUCCACCCACCUCUGCCUCCCAAAGUGCUGGGAUUACAGGCGUGAACUACCAUGCCUGGCCUGUUUUCAUUCGUAUCAAGCUUAAAGAAAUAGUAAAAGGCUUUAAAUAAAAUAGACAAUAAGCCUCCUGGUCUACCCGCUGCUCCUGGUCUACCUGCUAUCUGCUGUGCACCUUCCCUCUUCCAUCCUGUGUCCCCAGAAGCAGCCACUUUGGGCUCCGUUUCGUCUUCUGCUGUCGACCUCCAGCUUCUAAUAUGGUCACAUCGAAGUGACUUGUUUCAUGUUUCUUCUCCCUCAGAUUUAAAGUAACCAGCUUGAUAAGCACCUCAACGUAAUAAGGGCACAGUAGUGGCUUCAUUUUUCUCAUCACAGCCUCAGGCUUCCUGUCAGCCCUUCCCUAGUGCUCGUCGUGAGGAGAGCUGAUGAUGCUCUGGUCACAGCCUUGUUUGUUAUUGACUCUCAGUUACUUUCAGGUAUGGGAAAGUUCAGUCCACACUCUCACUCCAAGCUCUUGUACCUCCCCUCAUUCUAGCCUGCAGAGGGGAGAUGGAGGAGGCUUGUCUGUAUUCCCACUUCAUUUACUUGUUGCCCUCCGACGGGGGCUCCUUCUGGGUUGGGGUGGGAAAAUCAGUGGUUAGAGAAAAAGACACAGAGUCUCCUGUUGUGCGGUGGUCAGUACCCAGAGUUAUGACAGGCAUCAGUGGGGCUUGGUUGGAGCCUCUGACAGGGCUCUGCCCUGCAGUUCCAUGGUGUAUGUGAUUCUUUCUCUCACUGCAUGCAGACUCACCCAGAAGUCCACUCACUGCCUCUUCCCCUGGGGUCUCCCUCCCUGCAGGUAGUGCUGCUGAGGAGGAGCCUGCUAAUGAGCUCAAGUGUCAAGUUCGGGAAUCUUCUGGGUGUUCCUUGGGCCCAGGGAAACAGUGCCCUGCCUGAGGGAUUAUUGUCAUUCAAGGAUAUAUCUAUGGAGUUCACCUGGGAUGAAUGGCAGCUACUGGAUUCUACACAGAAGUACCUGUACAGAGAUGUGAUAUUGGAAAACUAUCAUAACCUGAUAUCAGUGGGGUAUCAUGGUACCAAGCCUGACUUAAUCUUCAAGUUGGAACAAGGAGAAGAUCCAUGGAUAAUAAAUGCCAAAAUUUCCAGGCAGAGCUGUCCAGAUGGCUGGGAAGAAUGGUACCAGAACAAUCAAGAUGAGCUUGAGAGUAUUGAAAGAAGCUAUGCUUGUAGUGUGUUGGGAAGACUUAAUCUGAGCAAAACCCAUGAUUCUUCAAGACAGAGACUCUAUAACACACGUGGAAAAAGUUUGACACAAAACUCAGCUCCAAGCAGAAGUUAUUUAAGAAAGAAUCCUGAUAAGUUUCAUGGUUAUGAAGAACCAUAUUUUCUUAAGCAUCAAAGAGCUCAUAGCAUAGAAAAAAACUGUGUGUGUAGUGAAUGUGGGAAAGCUUUUCGUUGUAAGUCACAGCUCAUUGUACAUCUCAGAAUUCAUACAGGAGAGAGACCUUAUGAAUGCAGUAAAUGUGAAAGAGCCUUCAGUGCCAAGUCAAACCUUAAUGCUCAUCAGAGAGUUCAUACAGGAGAAAAACCCUACUCAUGUAGUGAGUGCGAGAAGGUCUUCUCUUUCAGGUCACAGCUCAUUGUCCAUCAGGAAAUUCACACAGGAGGGAAACCCUAUGGCUGCAGUGAAUGUGGGAAAGCCUACAGUUGGAAAUCACAGCUUCUUUUACACCAGAGAAGUCACACAGGAGUGAAACCGUAUGAAUGCAGCGAAUGUGGGAAAGCCUUUAGUUUGAAGUCUCCAUUCGUUGUACACCAGAGAACUCAUACAGGAGUGAAACCCCAUAAAUGCAGUGAAUGUGGGAAAGCCUUUAGGAGUAAGUCCUAUCUCCUUGUUCACAUCCGAAUGCAUACAGGAGAAAAACCCUAUCAAUGCAGUGAUUGUGGGAAAGCCUUCAAUAUGAAGACACAACUCAUUGUACAUCAGGGAGUUCACACAGGAAAUAAUCCUUAUCAAUGCGGUGAAUGUGGGAAAGCCUUUGGUAGGAAGGAACAGCUCACUGCACAUCUGAGAGCUCAUGCAGGAGAGAAGCCCUAUGGAUGCAGUGAAUGUGGGAAGGCUUUCAGCAGCAAGUCAUACCUUGUUAUACAUAGGAGAACACACACCGGAGAGAGACCCUAUGAAUGUAGUUUGUGUGAGAGAGCCUUUUGUGGAAAAUCACAGCUGAUUAUACAUCAGAGAACUCAUUCAACUGAGAAGCCCUAUGAAUGCAAUGAAUGUGAAAAAGCCUACCCUAGGAAGGCAUCACUUCAGAUACACCAGAAAACUCAUUCGGGAGAGAAACCUUUUAAAUGCAGUGAAUGUGGAAAAGCCUUCACUCAGAAGUCAUCUCUCAGUGAACAUCAGAGAGUUCACACCGGAGAGAAACCAUGGAAAUGCUCUGAAUGUGGGAAAUCCUUCUGUUGGAAUUCAGGGCUUCGUAUACAUCGGAAGACUCAUAAAUGAGAAAUCAGAAUGAUGCAAUGUGAGAAACUGAUGUUCAGGAGACUUCGGAUAAUAUAGACAGGAUUUACAAGCAGGAGGCCCUAAAAUUACACUCAUGUCAAAAAUCAGAGAGGAGAGAGACCAACCAUAUUUGGGAUGAGUGUAAAAGCUUUCAGAAAUAAGUUACAAAUCUUUGUAGAUGAAAAUAAUGGAAGGAAUGUGGAGCAAUAAAUGUAUCAAAUGUUGUAGUAUCAUCAUGAAGAUUCAGAGAAUUUACACUAGGAACACCUUAUAAGUUGAAUAAAUUAAGGAAGCAUUUUCCCAUUGAAAGUGUGUUCCAUGGAAAGUCACAUUCCAGAUUUGAAGCUGUGUUUUUGUAAAAUAAAAUCUUGGUAUGAACAGUUGACUUCAUGGUGGAGUAUAAAGUUGUUUUUUUAAAAAUAUGUAAAUAAUGUUCAGGAAAAACGCAGGGAACAGAGUCUUAAAGUUAAUGGAUAUUUAAUGUGACUUUCCUGAGUUAACACUGAAUAGUAUUUCUAAAAUUUUUUGUACUUUAUUUUUUAAUGUAACUUGUUCUAUCUAUCUAUAUAUAUAUUUGAUAGUUUGUGGAAUAAUAUCCCCCAGUAUUUUCCAUAUUAAAUGCUAAUUAUCUUUUGAUUUCUUUUUCAUAAGCAGAUCUGGCAUUUAUUACAGGGCUGCCGCUUAAGAGAACUCAUUAUAAUGAACGUUUAUUAUAUUUUGCAGUUCCAUGCCUGUUGUCCAUUGAUUGACAUGAGCACCCCUGUUUUCUCUGGAGAAAUACCUCCCCUCUCUGGGGUGCUUCCUGUGGUAGUGUCUUUCAGGUAUCCGUUCCACUAGCUACAGGUGAGCAUUUUACCCAUUGUUGGAUAAUGGUAAUCUCUUUUUCAGAAUUUUGAGUCUGUAAUUCAUUUGUACAUGAACCAGAAAAUGUGGGAACUCAUUCAUUCUUGUCCCAGAAUUCUGUUGAGAACAUCCAUUCAUUCUGGCUAAUUGAUUACAAGAAUAACUGUGGAUACGAUCCCUUUAGAACCUGCUUCUCUGAUCUGUGUGUUUCCUCACUUCUCAAUAAAAAUGUCUUUUGCUUUUUGUUGUUUGGGUUUUUUUUUUUUUUUUUUUUUUUUUUUUUUUGAGACUAAGUUUCACUCUUGUCCUCCAGGCUGGAAUGCAAUGGCAUGAUCUCAGCUCACUGCAACUUCCACCUCCUGGGUUCAAGCAAUUUCCUUGCCUCAGCCUCCCAAGUGGCUAGGAUUACAUGCCUGGCUAAUAUUUGUAUUUUUAGUAUAGACGGGGUUUCACCAUGUUGGCCAGGCUGGUCUUGAACUCCUGACCUCAGGUGAUCUGCCCACUUCAGCCUCCCAAAGUCAUGGGAUUACAGGUGUGAGCCACCGAGCCCGGCCAGCUUUCUAUUUCUUAUAACCUAAGGGCUUUAACUGAUCAGUUGUUGCCUUGGUAGCAUGUAGUUAACAAAGUGGGGUAUAUGAUUUAGGUUUGUUUGUUUUUCCUGAGACAAGAAAAUCACAUUCUUGUUUAUAUUUGAAGAUAGCAACUUUUAGCCAUCAUGUGAAAUAUGGUUAUUGUUUCUGUACACCUGGAACGUUGUAGUGCCUGAUACUGAAAUUUUGGAAACACUGAAGAAUUAUAGCAUUAUAAGAAUUUUAAAUUUAUGAGAAAAUCUGAGACAGGGGCAGAGAUGGCUGAUUUUGAUCUUGCUGGAUCUUAGACCAUGAGAAUGACAGGCCUGAAGCCCUGAAAUCUCACCUCAGGGUGGAGUGUCAGACUUGGCAACUUUGACAUUGCUGAAAAAGUUUCUUACAGCUGUAGGAGUGAGGUGGUGGGAAUCAAAUAGUAUAUUUGGCUUGGUGAAUUAAAGUCAGUUCACCUCAAAUGUUUACUAAAUCCCUUAAUGUAAACAUGUGUUGAAAAAGUUAUCCUCACCCUUCCCCCCCUCAAAAAGUUAUCCCUUGAUAAUUUGAAUAGGAAUAUCUGGGAAGAACCUGAGGACUCAGCCUAGCAAGCUCUUGUGAUAGACUUUGAAUAGCAGUAUCUGCGAAGAACCUGAGGCCUCAGCCUAGCAAACUCUUCUGAUAGACUUUGAAUAGGAAUGUCUGGGAAGAACCUGAGGACUCAGCCUAGCAAACUCUUCUGAUAGACUUUGAAUAGGAGUAUCUGGGAAGAACCUGAGGACUCAGCCUAGCAAACUCUUCUGAUAGACUUUGAAUAGGAAUGUCUGGGAAGAACCUGAGGACUCAGCCUAGCAAACUCUUCUGAUAGACUUUGAAUAGGAGUAUCUGGGAAGAACCUGAGGACUCAGCCUAGCAAACUCUUCUGAUAGACUUUGCACUGCAGAUGCUUCAUUUAAGGCUAUAGAGUAGAUGUUGGCAAUAUAUAAAAUUCAAACUUGAGUGUCCAUAAAUAACUGUUGUUGGAACAUGGCUAAAUAUAUUUGUGUAUUAUUUGACUGCUUUUGCACAGCCAUGGCACAGUUGAGUAGUUGAGGUAUAAAAAACCUGCCACCUCCUGAUACAGAUAGAACCCCUUCCCUUUUCUGGGAAAAUGUGGAAUUUGCCUUGCAGGAGGAAGCUUAUUCUGCCAGUUCCCCAUGGCUUAUUUUUACCAGUUUGGUAACAAUAAUCUACACUAAACAUGCCCUGGGAUGGGAUUGCUCAUUUAGGAAAAUAUGUAGAAUUCAUAGAGCAUUGCAGGAAUGAGUAAUGUAUCAAAACUUCUCAGCAUGACAACACCCAGGGCAACGUGACAAAACCCUGUCUACAAAAGUUUCUUAAAAGCUGGUUACAGCGGUGCACACCUGCAAUCCCAGCUACUCAGGAGGUUGAGGCAGGAGGAUCACUUGAGCCCAGGAGGUCAAGGAUGCAGUGAGCUGCACUGUACUCCAGUCUGGGCAACAGUGAGACCCUGUCUCAAAAAAAAAGUUGGGGGAGGGGGUAGAUACUUGUGAAAUCCUUUGAGGGUGUUCAGUGAAGGGCAAUUACUUACAGCAUAUACUUGGUGCACUGACACCCAGCAGUGAUGAUGGUUUUGCUUUCUGUUUUUUUUUUUGUUUUGUUUUGUUUUUUUUUUUUUUUGAGACGGAGUCUUGUUCUGUCACCCAGGCUGGAGUGAAUUGCACAAUCUCGGCUCACUGCAACCUCCGCCUCCUGGGUUCAAGCGAUUCUCCUGCCUCAGCCUCCAUAGUAGCUGGGAUUACAGGUGUGUGCCACCGCGCCUGGCUAAUUUUUGUAUUUUUAGUAGAGACGGGGUUUCACCACGUUGGCCAGGCUGGUCUUGAAUUCCUGACCUCAGGUAAUCCACCUGCCUCGGCCUCCCGAAGUGCCGGGAUUACAGGCGUGAGCCACCAUGCCUGACCAUGAUGAUGGUUUUAAAAGUUAGCUGUAGCAGCUAAGGCAAGACCAGAUCCAACACUGGCUUAUGGCAAGGGGAAGAACAAAAGUCAGGAACUUUGCCAUAAUCUAGAAGAAAGAAUGAUAAUGCUUUGUGACAUGCUGGAUUGUAUCCAUUAUGUGUUCCUAAGACCCUCAGCCCUCUCCCUCCACCAAGACCCAAUAAAAGUGUGUUAUUGAAAGUAGUAGCUACUGGCCGGGCGUGGUGGCUCACGCCUGUAAUCCCAGCACUUUGGGAGGCCAAGGUGGGUGGAUCACAAGGUCGGGAGUUCGAGUUCAGCCUGGCCAAUAUGGUGAAAUCCCGUCUCAACUAAAAAUACAAAAAUUAGUCGGGCAUGGUGGCGGGCGCCUGUAAUCCCAGCUACUUGGGAGGCUGAGGCAGGAGAAUCGCUGGAACCCGGGAGGUGGAGGUGGCAGUGAGCAGAGAUUGCGCCAUUGCACUCCAGCCUGGGUGACAGAGUGAGACUCUGUCUCAAAAAAAAAAAAAAAAAGAAAAGAAAAUGACAAACACAUGUUCUGUGUAUAUGACACAAUCCUAACUGUGGCAUGUAUCUAUGUCUUCACUUGCAUCGGCCUCAAUUAUCAACUUGUGGCAAAAGAAUAAGAAAGAGAACUAAAAAAUGAAAAAAAAUAAGAUGCUUUCCUAUGGUCCCAGCUACUUGGGAGGCUGAGGCAGGAGUGUCGCUUCAGCCCAGAAGGUUGAGGAUGCAGUGAGCCAUGAUUGUGUUUCAGCCUGGAUGACAGGGCAAGACCUCAUAUCUGUAAAAAGUAAAAAUAAAUAAACAAACUAUAUAAUAAUAAUACAGAAGACAAAUGUCAAUGUUGCUGAAAAGCCAAAAGAAGCCAAGAGGACAGUCUUCUGAGUAGAGGGCAUAGGAGUUCCCAAAGAGGAAAGUCCAGUCUGAGAUCAGGCUGGAGGCCAAAAGGAACUCUUGACCUGAGACAGUUGGAAAUAUUACUUCUACUGGCAAAUAAAAGUGCUUCAAGCAGACGUUUAUUUAGAAAUUCAUGCUGCAUGUUUAUUGAUGGAAUGUUUGUGUGACUCUUUAAUAGAAGUCUGAACUAGGUAUGCCAUAUAUUUCCAUAUAUCUUCAUUUGUCUUGGGGGUAAGUGUUGAGAGAAGGAAGUGGCUUUUGGUUUUGUGAGUGUCUUGAAGAUCUAAGGUUUAUUGUGAAAAAGUGUAGGGGUAAUUUUUUUUUUUUUUUUUUUUUGAGACAGAGUCUCACUGUGUCACCCAUGCUGGAGUGCAGUGGCGUGAUCUCGGCUCACUGCAACUUCCGCCUCUGGGGUUCAGGUGAUUCUCCUGCCUCAGCCUCCUGAGUAGCUGGGAUUACAGGCACCUGCCACCACACCUGGCUAAUUUUUGUAUUUUUAGUAGAGAUGGGGUUUCACCAUUUUGGCCAGGAUGGUCUCAAACUCCUGACCUCAGGUGAUCCACCCGCCUUGGCCUCCCAAAGUGCUAGGAUUACAGGCAUGAGCCAUCGUACCCGGCCAGAGCAUCCUUAAUUUUUAAAAACAAUUUAGCUACUUUUUUUUUUUUUUUUUAACUAUUUUAAGAGCAUCACAGUAAAAGGAAAAUAACAGCUCACUUUGGGGCCAAAGUCUAAAAUUUAAAAUCAGCCCUACUCUGGCUGGGUGCAGUGGCUUAUGCCUAUAAUCCCAACACUUUGGGAGGCAGGAGGAUCACUUGAGCUCAGGAAUUUGAGACCAGUCUGGACAACAAAGCAAAACCCCAUCUCUGAAAAAAAAAAAAUACCCCGGGAUGGUGGCUUAGGGCUGUGGUCCCAGCUACUCUGGAGGCUGAGGCAGGAGGAUUGCUUGAGCCCAGGAGGUUGAAGCUGCAGUAAGCCAUAUUUGUACCACUGCACUCCAGCCUGGGUGACAGAGCAAGACCUUGACUCAAAAAAAAAAAAAAAUUCUACUCUCUUGGUAUUUGUAAUAUGUUAUGAGAUACCAUCAUUGGAGGUUGUAAGGAUGGGAAUAUUAGUUGAAAGUCUGAUAUUUUAUCAUUGAGUUGCCCUUUUCCAAUUUUACAUGCUUAGGUUGACUUCUCAAUAGCAACAGUAAAAAUCAGAAGACAGUAAAAGAAUGUCUUCAAUGUUCUGAAAGAAAAUAUCUACCUAGAAGGGUUAUUCACAAACCAGGGUGAAAUAAUGUCAUUUUAAACAAAAUAUUUAAUACCAAGAAAGUUGGAAACAUAAAAAAAUAAAAAGUCAUGCUCGGCCAAAUCUAAACAGACUUAAAAAUUAUAAGAUGUAAUUUGAUGGUACAAAAAUAUGGAAAUAAGCCCCAGAAAAUAACAGUAUGUAACAUUGGAAGAAGUCUAAUAAUUUUUAGGGGAGUAGAGAUUCUGAUUAUCCCACAUGGCAGGGCAUUAGACAAGGAGACCCACUUUACCACAGAUAAGGUUCAGUGGUGGUCCCAUGACUGAUCUAUUGGUCACACCUUAUGCUUACCCCACCACCUAGAAGCGGCUGGUGUGACAGAGCAUUGGAUGACCUGCUGAAGGUGGUUUGAAGUACCAGCUUAGUGGCAGUACUUGACAAGCACAGGGCACCGUCCUCCAAGAUGCAGUCCUGGAAUCACAGACUUUUAUCUGGUAGUGAUUCCUCAAUAGGGAGUGUACACAGGUCCAAGAGCCAAGGAGUGGGAACGGGAUCAGCUCCACUUAACAUCAUUUCCAGUGAUCAGUUUGGAGACUGAAGAGCAACAGUCUGAGGAAUGACCCCAGGCAGUAAUUUGUUUCCACAGAAAAAACAAAGAGCACCAGUAAAGGGUAAUUAUGUAAUAAUAAAAGAUAGUGCAAGUGCAGAUUUCUUAUUUUAUUAGUAACUGAUUAAUAAUUAUAGGCCAGGCGUGGUGGCUCACGCCUGUAAUCCCAGCACUUUGGGAGGCCGAGGUGGGCGGAUCACAAGGUCUGGAGGUCAAGACCAUCCUCACUAACAUGGUGAAACCCCAUCUCUAUUAAAAACACAAAAAAUUAGCGGGGCGUGGUGGCGGGCGCCUGUAGUCCCAGCUACUCGGGAGGCUGAGGCAGGAGAAUGGCUUGAACCCAGGAGGCAGAGGUUGCAGUGAGCCGAGAUCACGCCACCGCACUUCAGCCUGGGCAACAGAGUGAGACUCCGUCUCAAUAACAGCAACAAAAAAAGCAAUUAUAUAAAACAAUAUGCAGUACUGUUUGGACUAUAACAUACAGAAGUGUAAUAUGUCUACCAAUAACACCACAAAGGAGGAGGAUGGGAGAAGAGUCGUGUUGGGGUAAGGAAAUGGCUCUAGAUGGCAACUUAAAGCCACAAGAAUAAGCUGAGAGAACCAGAAAUAGGAAAUAAAUAGGCUACUGUAACAAAAGCUGUUAAUAUAUACUUUCUCUUCAUCUCUCAGCCUCUUUAAAUUAUAAAAUAUAUAAAGCAAUAUUUAUAGCAAUGUGUUGUUGCAUUUGUAACAUAGAUAUAUAUAUCAAUACCAGCACAAAAGUCGGGGUGGGGGCUAGAACUAUAUAGGAAUAAUGGGUUUAUAAAAGUCUUAUUGGAAUUAAGGUAGUAUAAAUCUGAAGUAGACUCUGAUAAGUUAAUGUGUAUUUAACACUUCCUAGAACAAACACUAAAGAAAUAACUGCAAAAAUAUUGUAAGGAAUCAUUAAAUAAAUAAAAUAUUACAUUACAAAAUAUGCACUUAAGACAAAAGUGAAGGAGAAAUAGAUGAACAAAAGAUACAUGAGACAUAAAAUACAAAAGGGAAAGCAGCAUAUGUAAAUCUAACUAUAUCAAUAAUAACUUUUUUUUAAGAGGGUCUUGCUCUAUUGCCCAGGCUGGAGUGCAGUUGCAUGAUCAUAGCUCACUGCAGCCUUGAACUCUUGGCUUCAAGCAAUUCUCCCACCUCCCACCUGGCUAUUUUAUUUUAUUUUAUUUAUUUAUUUAUAGAGAUGGAGGUAUCAAACUCCAGGGCUCAAGCAAUCCUCCCAUUCUGGUCUCUCGAAGCAUCAAGAUUAUAGGCAUGAGCCAGCGCACCUGGCCAGUAAUAACAUUAAAUGUGAAUAGAUUAAACUAUCAAAAGACACAGAUUGUCAAAGUGGUGAUAAAAAAAAAUCCAACCAUGUACAGAAGACAUACAUACAUACUCAAAGAUACAAUUGGAUUAGAAGUAAAGGAUGGAAAAAGAUAUAAAACGCAAACAGCAACCAUAAUAAAUCUCCAGUGGCUUUCUAAUAUCAGACACAAUAGAGUUUAAAACAAAAGUUUUACUAGAGAUAAAGAAAAGUAUUUUGUAAAGAUAAGUCAUCAAGAAGAUGUAACAAUUAUAAAUAGACAAUUGGGAUUACAUCAAGCUGGGAAGCUUCCAUACUGCCGAGGAAAUAACAAAAUAAAGAGACAACCCACAGAUUGGGAGAAAAUAUUUGCAAACUAUCCAUUUGACAAGGGGUUAAUUGCCAGAAUAUACAGGGAGCUCAAACAACUCUAUAGCAAAAACAAAGAAAAAUAACAAAAAAAAAACCCCAAACUCCAGAUAUUCCAAUUAUAAAGUAGGCAAAAGAUCCAAACAGACGUUUCUCAGAGAAGACAUGCAAAUGUCUAACAGGUAUAUGAAAAAAUGCUCAAUAUCACCACUUAUCAGAGAAAUGCAAAUUAACCACAAUCAGAUAUCAUCCCUCUUCAGUUAAAAUGGCUUGUAUCAGAAAGACAGGAAAGAACAGAUGCUGGUGAGGAUAUGGAGGAAGGACAGCCCUCGUACACUGUUGGUGGGAGUGGAAAUUAGUACAGCCACUAUGGAGAACAGUAUGGAGGCUCCUCAAAGCAACUGAAAAUAGAACUAUUAUACGAUCCAGCAACCCCACUACUGGGUGAAAAGCCAAAAGAAAGGAAAUCAGUACAUCAAAGAGACACCUGCACUCUCACGUUUCCUGCAGCACUAUCCACAAGAGCCAAAAAAUGAAAUCAGGCCAGGCGUGGUGGCUCACGCCUGUAAUCCCAGCACUUUGGGAGGCUGAGGUGGGUGGAUCACUUGAGGUCAAGAGUUCAAGACCAGCUUCACCAGCCUGGUGAAACCCCGUCUCUACUAAAAAUACAAAAGUUAGCGGGGUGUGGUGGCAGACACCUGUAGUCCCAGCUACUCGGGAGGCUGAGGCAGGAGAAUCACUUGAACCCGGGAGGCGGAGGUUGCAGUGAGUUGAGAUUGAACUGCUGCCCUCCAGCCUGGGCGACAGAGUAAAGCUCCAUCUCAAAAAACAAAACAAAAAAAAAAUCAGAGCCCAUCAACAAAUGGAUAAAGAAAGUGUGAUAUAUAUAAACACAGUCAAUAUGUCUAUUCAGUCAUAAAAAUAAAAUCCUGUCAUUUGCAGCAACUGGGAUGGAACUGAAAGCCAUUAUAAUAAGUGAAAUAAGCCAAGCACAGAAAGACAAAUAUUGCAUGUUCUCACUCAUAUUUGAAAGCUAAAAAAGUAGACCUCAUGAAGAUAGAGUUGAUGGUGGUUACCAGAAGCUGGGAAGAGGGGGAAGGAUGAAGGGGAAAAAUAUGAAUGUAUCUAUUAUUGCUGAACUGUACACUUAAAAAUGGUAAUGAUGAUAAUAUUUAUAAUAUAUUUACAUUUUGUUUAUAUAUUUAUAUUUUGCCUCAAAAAAGGCAAAAAAGAAGAUAUAAUAAUUAUAAACAUGUAUGUACCUAAUAACAGCACCAAAAUACAUGAAGCAAAAUCUGACAGAAAUGAAGAGAGACAACUCAACAAUACUAGUUGGAGACUUAAUAUCCCACUUUCAAUAUUAGAACAAUCGUAUAAGUUGUCUAGGACUGUCGUAACAAAGAACCACAAACUGGAUGGCUUAAACAACACAGAUAUAUUGUCUUACUGUUCUGGAGCCUCCAUGUUUGAAAUCAAGGCAUUGACAGGUUUUGGUUCCUUCUGAGGGCUCUGAGGGAAGGAUCUGUUCCAGGCCUCUCUCCUUGGCUUGUAGAUGGCUGUCUUCUCACUGUCUCAUCACAUAAUCUCCCUUCUAUAUGCACAUAUCUCUGUGCAAACGUCCCCUUUUUAUAGGGACAUCAGUCAUAUUGACUCCUAAGUCCUCAUUUUAACAUUGUUAACUCUGUACAGACCCUCUCUCCAAAUAAGGCCUCACUCUGAGGUAUGGAAAUUAGGACCCCAACAUAUCUCUUUGAGUUGGGGGGACACUACUCAACACUGAAGUGUUUAGGGAUGUCGAGAAAUUAUGCCUCCAACCUAUGCUCAUACAUUUUUUUUUUCUUUUUCAUUUUUUUUUUUUUUUUUUGAGACGGAAUCUCACUCUGUCACCAAGGUUGAAGUGCAGUGGCACCGUGUCGGCUCACUGCAACCUCUGCCUCCCGGGUUCAAGUGAUUCUCCAGCCUCAGCCUCCUGGGUUCAAGUGAUUCUCCAGCCUCAGCCUCCUGAGUAGCUGGGAUUACAGGUGCCCACCACCACGCCCAGCUAGUUUUUAUAUUUUUAGUAGAGACAGGUUUUCACCAUGUUGGCCAGGCUGGUCUUGAACUCCUGACCUCAGGUGAUCCACCCACCUCGGCCUCCCAAAGUGCUGGGAUUACAGGCGUGAGCCACUGUGCCCUGCCAAUGCUUAUACAUUUCAAGAAAAACAUUUAUUUGGCCGGGCAUGGUGGCUCACAUCUGUAAUCCUAGCAUUUUGGGAGGCCGAGGCGGGUGGAUCACCUGAGGUUGGGCGUUUGAGAACAACCUGGCCAACAUGGUGAAACCCCCGUCUCUACUAAAAAUACAAAAAUUACCCAGGCGUGGUGGCAGGCACCUGUAAUCCCAGCUACUUGGGAGGCUGAGGCAGGAGAAUUGCUUGAACCCGGGAGGCAGAGGUUGCAGUGAGCCGGGAUCACACCACUGCACUCCAGCCUGGGUGACAGAGUGAAACUGUCUCAGAAAAAAGAAAGAAAGAAAAACGUUUAUUUGUAGAGAAAGCUAACAUGGUAAAAAUUUGAGGAAUAUUGGUAAAGAAUAUUUACAAAUUCAUUAUCAUUGUGUAAAUUCUAUAUUACUUUUUAAACUUUCAUGUUUUGUGGAGUCAUUUCUAAAUCAAAUCAUUAAAAAGAGGCCAGGUGUGGUGACUCACGCCUGUAAUCCCAGCACUUUGGAAGGCCAAGGUGGGCGGAUCACUUGAGGUCAGGAGUUUGAGACCAGUCUAGCCAACAUGGUGAUAGCCCCUGUUUACCAAAAAUACAAAAAUUAGCCAGGGUGGUGACGUGCACCUGUAAUUCCAGCUACUCGGGAGGCUGAGACGGGAGUAUCACUUGAACUCGAAAGGUGGAGGUUGCAGUGAGCCGGGAUCACAUCACUGCACUCCAGCCUGGGUGACAGAGUGAGACCCUGUCACACACAAAAAAUUAAAGUCAUUAAAAAGAAAAACUGAAUUUUGCAAAAUUAUUGGAUGUCAGUAUAUUCAAAUCAAUUUUAUUUCUAUAUAUCAGAAAAAUAAUAUAAAAUGGGAUUUAACAAAUUGAAUCAAUUUUCAGUGGCAUCAAAAUACAAAAUAGAUACAAAUCUUAUGGUGUUGGAACUGUUCAGCAUCUUGAAGGUGGUUGUUGAUACAUGAACCUACACUGGUGAUAACAUUGAACAGAACUUAAUAUACACACAUACAAAGUAUAAGUAAAACUGGGGAAAUGUUAAGUAUUGUGUGUCAGUAUUCUGGCUGUGAUAUACUGUAGUGUUGCAAAAUGUUAGCAUUGGGGGAAACUGGGAAAAGUGUAUAAGGGAUCUCUGCAUUAUUUUGUAUACUCUAGGUGAAACUAUCUCAAUACAAAUUUAAUUAAAACAAAAUAAAUCUGAUAAAGAUGUAAAAGAAUAAAGAGACUAUUAUCCAGUUGAUAAAAUAUGCAACUAUGAAAUAAACUGAAUAAAUUGAACAAGCUUGAACAAAUUGAAUCAUCAAUAUGUUCAAGUCCUAGACAUUUAAUAGUGAUAAAUGUUAUUCCCCAAAUACUGUAUGUAGUAUAACAUCUUUGUUAAAGGCCAAGAUAAAGCAAAAUGGAGUUAUAUAUUGUUUAGGCAUAUGUGUUUAUGUGACAAAACAACGGGGAAAAAAAGCUAGAAAAUGAUAAUCAAAAUCUUUAGGAUAGUGUCUACACCCUGUGGAAGAAGCAGUGAGUUGGAAAAAGGGAACACUAAGUAGAGGCUUCAAGUUAUUUUUAAUUUUCUGUUUGGGUGAAAGAUUCAAGAGCAUUCGUGAGAAUGUACUUGUAACUAGUAUUUGAUGAACAGGGGCUAUACAACAGUUUAGAUUUUAAAAAAUUAUGGGAGAAUACUAAGGAUAACCAUACGCCAGUCAAAUAAAAAUAGAUAACACAUUUUUCAGUUUUCUAGAAUACUGCACAUUAUCAAAACUGACCAAAGCAGAAAAAGCAAGACUGAAUAAAAUCAACAAUAAAUAACAAAAUUGAAUUGGAGUAUCAAAAGCUUCCCUCAGUGAAAUAUAGCAAAGCCCAGAUGGAUGUCCAAUAAAAUUUUAGCAAACAUUAAGGACUUGAUUAUCAUUAUGUAAGCAGUAUUAGAGAAUUUUUAAAAUAUAGAUUACUUCCAAAUUCACCUAGAAAUUCUUUUAUAACCUUUACACCAAAUCAGGAUAGAGACAGUAGAAGAAAAAAUAAAUACAGGUCAAUCUAAUAUAUGAAAAUUUUCUGAGUAAAUGAAAUCCAGGUCUCUUUCGCCAUACAUUUGUAUAUGAGGUUGAACCAUAGGAAAUUACAAUAAUCAACCAUGUUUUACAUAUGUGGCAGAUUUUAUUUUCUGAAGUGGGCUAUGACAGUAGCUUCCAUCUCAUCUCCUCUUCUACAGUGUGAUCUUGCCACUCCUCCCACUUAUAGUCUUGCCCCAUCCUUUGAGUUUUGUUGGCUUGUGAGUCACUUGUAGCCAAAAGAAUGUGGAGGAAGUGAUCAUGUAACUUCGCAGGAUAUAAAAAGCCAUGCGGCUUCUGCCUUGAUUGCAGAGAUCCUUCAUUUGCCAUGUAAGCAGUCCUUGAAGCUGCAGUACUAGGAGGAAAUCUCAAAUAAUCCAUAUAGAGAAACCACAUAGAGAGGCUCUGAGAUUACAUAAAGAGAUGCUUGUUCAGCCCCAUAUGCUCCCGUUCCAUGCCUUUCUGGCUCCAUGAGAAAUUCUGACCCAGAACGGCUCAGUCAGACCUCUCCUGAAUCCCUGACAAACAGGAACCAUCAGAAAUAAUAACGUCUUUGUUGCUAUUUGUGCUAUAAUGUUUUGAGGUGAUACGUUAGACUACAGUAGUGAUUGGAAUAGAAAUUUAGUGUUGGAAGUGGGGUUCUACUUACAUGCAUCACUGGCCUUGGCACUGGAUGAUGAGCAGAAUCUGAAAGGCCCUUGAGUAAAAUAUCAGUAAAACCCAGUGGGCUUUGGGGAUGGUAUUAGCAGAGUCUAAAAGUCAUCAAGGAGGUUGCUGGUGAGAGCUUGAAGGAACACAAGGAAAGCAUUAUUGAAACAUGGAGAAAAUGAGACUUUUUUAUGUAGUGACAGGUGUAUCAACACUGUCACCUAAUGUAAAUGGAAAAUAGAAGAUGUACCUCAUGACCUCAGUGAUAGAGCUAAGUGUUUUCUAGACCCAGUGUUCAGGAUGCUACCUGGCUCCUCAUUGCUUAUAAUAAAAUGAGAGGAAAGAGAACUAAAAAAUGAACCAUUCCAUGGAGGAAAUGGUAAACAGUCUUUUCAGCUUGUAAAGCAUUCUCAAAGUACGAAAGCUCCUCAGGGAAAAGAUGUAAUCCAAGGCUGGCUAUAAUACCCUUAUGUAAGAUUCCAGAAAGAUCUGAAGCGGUGCCUCCUGACCCCCUUCAAUGAAUAAACAAAAAGGACUUCUAAGGACUUGAGAGAAUGCUUCUGUGAGCCCUCUCUCAUAAGCAACAGAACUGCUAAGAAUUUUAAGGGUGAGGUCCCACAAAAGGCCCACUGAGAGCCCAUAGUAGAGAAAGUCUUAUUAAGAGAUUUUUGGGGUGUGGCUUUUGUCUAAUGGAAUGGGUUGUACACAGAUAGCUAAAAAUCCCACACGUUCUUAAAAACAGUGAUGCUAACUUUACAGAUAAGGACAAACUGUAUAAAAAAAGAUAUUUGAACUCUCAACCUUUUUGCUCAGGAAGGAGGUUGAGAAGGAUACUCACUUGCAAACAUGGUCACAUUUUAUGAAAAACCAUGGAUGACUCAGAGAGCAGAACUAAGAUCCAGAGGGUAGAGCAAAGAGCCAUGGAGGAGAAGUCCAAGAAAGCAGAACCAAACCCUAAUCACCGAACUGGUAAUGGGUACCCAGUAGGAUUUAUGGAUUUCUAUGGAACAGUGACUACUCUGUGCCUCCUCUUGUCCCCAUUUUUGAAUAGGAGUAUUGGUAACAGUUUUUCUGUGUCUGCCCCACUGUUACGUUCUGGGUGUGUAAGAUGAAAAUAACUUGUCUCAUAUUUCACAGGCAUUCAGAUUGGGAGAAAUAGCACCUCAGGAACUGCAUCCUCAAGAGUCCCAUCUGCACCUGUAGCAGAGUUUGACGAUGAGAUCCUGGUCUUCAAUCUGAUAUUAUAACGGGAUGAGACAUUGGGAUCUUGGGGGAGGAGAUGGCUGUACUUUGCAUGGGGGGGAUGUGAAUUGUUACAGCCAGAGGGCAGACCGUGGUAAUCCCAAACAUGGCCAAAACAGUAUCUCCUAUCACACAUUCUCUUCCACAGUGUGCCUGCUAUAUAUUUCUCCCAUGAGAGUUGAGGUCGACACCAGCUCCUUGAACCUGGGUGGACUUGUAAUUUGCCUGUAGCCAACAGAAUGCAGCAGAAAUAGGCCAGGUGCAGUGGCUCAUACCUGUAAUCCCAGAGCUUCAGGAGGCCAAGGCAGGAAAAUUGCUUGAGCCCAGGAGUUUGAGACCAGCCUGGGAAACACAGUGAGACCCCGUUUCUAUUUAAGAAAGAAAAAAAAGAAUGCAGCAGAGAUGAAGCUGUGUAACUUCCAAAGCUAGGUCAUAAAAGGUGAUGCAGCUUCCAUCUUGUCACUGGAAUUCACACUCUUGAACCAUUCAGCAGCCAUAUAAGCAGUCCAAUGGCCCUGAGCUGCCCUGCAGUAAGAAAGCCCAAACUAGCUCACACACAGACUACAUCAAGAGUGAGAGAUGCCUAAAACACCCCCAGGCAUUCCAGCCCCUUCUGUUCUAGAUCUAGCCUUAGAAAAAGCUGCCUAGCUGAGCCUAUCUUGAAUUUCUGACCCAGGAAACUAUUAGAUAUAAUAAGUCACUUUUUUUUUUUUUUGAGAUGCACUCUCACUCUUUCCCAGGCUGGAGUGCAGUGGCACGAUCCUGGCUCACUGCAGCCUCCUCCUACUGGGUUCAAGCAGUUCUCUGCCUCAGCCUCCCAAGUAGCUGGGAUUACAGGUGCUCGCCACCAUACUUGGCUAAUUUUUGUAUUUUUAGUAGAGAUGGGGUUUCACCAUCUUGGGCAGGCUGGUCUUGAACUCCUGACCUCAUGAUCCACCUGCCUCGGCCUCCCAAAGUGCUGGGAUUACAGGCGUAAGCCACUGCGCCUGGCCAAUAAGUCUCUUUUUUUAGGUAAUCAAGUUAAAAUAAUAAGUCACUAAAUUUUGAGGUGUUCUGUUAUGUAGAAGAGUGACUGGACCAACCCAUAAAAAGGACAACUUCAUAUAGUUCAACUUUUUUUUUUUUUUUUUUUUUUUUUGAUACAGAGUCUCGUUCUGUCACCCAGGCUGGAGUGCAGUGGCAUAAUUUCAGCUCAUGGCAACCUCCGCCUCCAAGGUUCAAGUGAUUAUCAUGCCUCAGCCUCCCAAGUAGCUGAGAUUACGGGCACCUGCCACCACGCCUGGAUAAUGUUUGUAUUUUUAGUAGAGGUGGGGUUUCACCAUGUUGACUAGGCUGGUCUCGAACUCCUGACCUCAGGUGAUCUGCCCGCCUUGGCCUCCCAAAGUGCUGGGAUUACAGGCAUGAGCCAUUGCAUCUGGCCUAGUUCAACUUUAUAAAUAAAUAUGUCAAAGAUAAUUCAAUAUUAAAGUUUAUAUAUUUAUCAUUUUAACCAAAUAAUGUAGAAAUAGAGUGAUAUGAAACAUAAAUACCUAUAUAGGUUAAGAAAAAUAUUCAAUAAAUUGGAACAAUUCUUUGUUAUAAAAUUCUUAAGAAACUCAGAAUAAAAUGCAACACCUUUUUACGAUUAUAAACCCCUCAGCAAACAUACUUCAAGCAGAACCUUACGAACAGUAUAAUUAAAAUGAGGAACCGCUGA